Molecule: messenger RNA, 2523 nt
Organism: Stegostoma tigrinum
Lineage: Eukaryota; Metazoa; Chordata; Chondrichthyes; Orectolobiformes; Stegostomatidae
Gene: hddc2
Product: HD domain containing 2
Exons: 6
Coding region: 566-1192 (208 amino acids)
Cellular component (GO): cytoplasm
Molecular function (GO): 5'-deoxynucleotidase activity
Source: RefSeq, a predicted model, not a curated record
CUCUGGGACCAAUGAAUAAUCUCAAUAAUGGUGCAAUUAUUACACAACCAAUUUUAUUUUGGGAUCUGUAUCUGUGUACAGUAAAGCGGAACUGGCAUCAUCCAGAUAGGUGGCAGAUGGAGUUCCAUCGAAGAAUCUGGAGAGACUGCAUAAAUCAAAGAAUACUGUUGUAAUAUGUUCAGGAACAAAGAGACCAAGGUGUAUAUGUGGGUGAGACACUAAAUGGAAGGACAGGUAGAGAGAGCUAUUAAAAAAAAUGCAGUAUUCUAGACUAUAUCAAUAGGGGCAUACUGUACAAGAGCAGGAAAGUGCUGCUGAACUUAUAUAGGACACUAGUUAGAUCUCAGCUGGAGUAUUGUAUACAGUUCUGAAUGCCACAGGCGAGGAAGCGUAUGAAUACUUUGGAGAGAGUGCAGAAGAGGCUUAUGGGAAUGGUUCCAGGUUUGAGAAAUCUCAAUUAUGAGAGUAGAUUGGAGAAAUUGGAACUGUUUUGUUGGACAGAAGGCCGAGGGGAAAUUUGAUAUGCUUUUGAAAACUUCUGAGGGAUCAGGACAAAGAUGGCUGAAUGGCCCCUGCUGCAAUGAAAUUAUUCUGUGAUCAUCAUUUGUAUCAGAGAGUACCUCGAACAGGUUGGGUAUAUAGAAAUGUAAAAAAGCCUGAAAGUGUGUCAGAUCACAUGUACAGGAUGGCUGUUAUGGCACUCUUAACUGAAGAUCAAAAACUUAACAAAGACAGGUGCAUAAAAUUAGCAUUGGUUCAUGAUAUGGCCGAAUGCAUUGUAGGUGAUAUAGCACCAGCAGACAACAUCAGUAAAGUGGAAAAACACAGGAGAGAAGAAGAAGCUAUGAAACAUUUAACUGGACUAUUAAGUGAUGAAGUUGGUAAAGAGGUCCUGGGGCUUUGGGAGGAAUAUGAGAACCAGUCCAGUGUUGAAGCCAAGUAUGUGAAAGAACUGGAUCAAUUUGAAAUGAUUGUGCAAGCUUUUGAAUAUGAAGAGCUGGAACAAAGACCUGGUCAAUUGCAGGACUUUUACGAUUCGACAAAAGAAAAAUUUCAUCACCCUGAAAUUCUUCAACUGGUAGCAACAUUAAAUGCAGAAAGAAAUUCCAGGCGAACAAAGGACAGCACUUCAGAUUCACAGUAUGCUUGGGAGAACGGGCCACGCAUAUUACCUCAAAGCACAAAACUCUAGCACAGCAUUGUGGAUUGUAGGAAAAAAUGUUUUUUUUUCCUAUGAUUGUAUCUAUUUAUUUUGAACCAGCAAAUACAUGAUUGAGCAAAACCAAAUAUUUAGCAUUUGAUACGUUCUCCAUAUGCUGGAAGUCAGUGCAUGUAUUAUUUCCUUCGACAGGAGUGAUUAUUUAAAAUUUUAAUUGAUUUUCUAACAAGUUAACAUUCAAUUUCUUUAUUUUCAAAGAGGCAUUUUUAAAUAUUUGGAUGAAAUGGAUAUAAAGUUAUUGAUGGGAGCGGUGUGUUCAAAUUUUUAAUUAUGCAAACUAUGCUAAAAAUCCAUAGCAAAAGAGACCCACCCAGUUGGGGGGAUGCUUUAUUUACUGCAGGGAAAAAAAAAAUCAUACGUUUGGAGCAGUGGCCACUCAUUUGAACUUGAAAAUUGGAAAAAAAGGAUCUAACAGUGAGCACAUAACUUGGCUUGUUUUGGUUGAUGAGAAGUACCUCGUGCCCAUGAAUAAAUCUGUUAAAGACAACACUUGAAGUGGCAGCCACUGUUUCCUCACUUUUCAUGGGGAAGUUACCAUUUUAAAAUUUUCCGCAAUAUCUCAGCAGAGAUGUUUUAAUUAAACAGUGGUCCUAGGAAAACAACCAAAAAUGUCAUUAGGAGCAAAUUACUGCAGAUCCUGGACUCAGUACUGAAGACAAAACAAAUGCUGGAAAUCACAGCAUCCAUGGAGAGAAUAAUGGAACUGAGUCCAGAUGACUCUUUGUCAGACUCAUCUAAUGAAGAAUGAUCUAGACUUAACAUUAGCUUGUUGUCUCCCCAUGGUUGUUGCCUGACCCGCUGUGAUUUCCAGCAAUUUUGUUUUCAGAAAAUGCCAUUAAAUGUGCAACUAUUUAAAAGUGAACUCUAUUUUGAAUCCUUACAGAGCUGCAAAAACUCUGAGGGCUCAUUGUUUGAAGGUCUCCAUGGUGAUAAAAAUACUACAGUUGCACCACGUAAAAUACGUACUACCUUUUAUGGACUUACUUAAAGAACUGGGAACUUCUGGUGCCACAUACCUUACCUGUCAUCUGGAGAAAUGACUGGAACAGCAGAGAAAGGUAGUUUUGUAUUUUGCAGGUUGGGCCUUGAUCAGUCAGUGGUAACAACCCACCCACAUCUCCACCAUACAAAAUCACCUCUUUCAAUUCUCCAGUCAUUCUGCAAGAUGAAUGAGGAAUACCAAUUUCUUUAAGGAACUCUGCUGCCGUAACAACAAAAAUGUCCUGUGAUGUAGCCAUAAAGUCAGAGUUAAAUGACCUCAGAUAGCAUUAUAAAUCUGCUCCAAUAAAGCCAAGUGGAUUUUA